Messenger RNA from Charadrius vociferus (killdeer), 8208 nucleotides. RefSeq names its product cadherin, EGF LAG seven-pass G-type receptor 1 (gene CELSR1). Gene Ontology annotation, biological process: cell surface receptor signaling pathway; G protein-coupled receptor signaling pathway; homophilic cell-cell adhesion. The transcript is spliced from 37 exons. Gene Ontology annotation, molecular function: calcium ion binding; G protein-coupled receptor activity. Gene Ontology annotation, cellular component: plasma membrane. Lineage: Eukaryota; Metazoa; Chordata; Aves; Charadriiformes; Charadriidae. The record is from RefSeq and is a predicted model, not a curated record.
AUGGAGGCGCUCUUCGAUGAGCGCUCCAACGACUACUUCUCCAUCGAUGCCGAGACGGGCAGCGUUGUCACUGCGCGCAGCCUCGACCGGGAGACGAAGGACACCCAUGUGCUGAAGGUGACCGCCUCUGACCAUGGCUCCCCGCGCCGCCGCUCGGCCACCACCUAUCUGACGGUGACGGUGAGCGACACUAACGACCACGAGCCAGUGUUUGAGCAGCCCGAGUACCGGGAGAGCAUCCGGGAGAACCUGGAGGUGGGUUAUGAGGUGCUGACCAUCCGCGCCACCGAUGGUGAUGCCCCAGCCAAUGCCAACAUGCUUUAUCGCCUGCUGGAGCCGGGAGCUGGCGAUGGGGUCUUUGAGAUCGACCCGCGCUCUGGAGUUGUGAGGACCCGAGCCCCGGUUGACCGUGAGGAGGUCUCCGAGUACCACCUGGUGGUGGAAGCCAAUGACCAGGGCAAGGAUCCAGGACCACGGAGCGCCACAGCUAUGGUGCACAUCACUGUAGAGGAUGAGAAUGACAACUACCCUCAGUUCAGCGAGAAACGCUACCUGGUCCAGGUGCCAGAGGAUGCCCCGGUGAACAGCCAGAUUCUGCAGGUGCAGGCCACAGAUCGGGACCGGGGCAGCAAUGCUCAGGUGCACUACAGCAUUGUGAGCGGCAACCUGAAAGGCCAGUUCUACAUCCACUCUUUCUCCGGUGCCAUUGACCUGAUCAACCCUCUGGAUUAUGAGACUAUUCGGGAGUACACACUCCGGAUCAAAGCCCAGGAUGGGGGCAGGCCUCCCUUGAUCAACUCUAGUGGCAUGGUGUCGGUGCAGGUCGUGGACGUGAAUGACAAUGCCCCCAUCUUUGUGAGCACUCCCUUCCAGGCCACGGUGCUGGAGAAUGUUCCUCUGGGCUACUCAGUGCUGCACAUCCAGGCUGUGGACGCUGACUCUGGGGAGAACGCCCGCCUGGAGUACAAACUCAUAGAGAUGGCACCCUCUGCCGGAGGUGCCCCUGUAGCAGGUGACUCUGGGUUCCCUUUUCAGAUCAACAACAGCACGGGGUGGAUCACGGUGGCUGCAGAGCUGGACCGAGAGACUGUGGAGAACUAUCACUUUGGGGUGGAAGCCAGGGACCAUGGUGUGCCAGUCAUGACCUCCUCAGCCAGUGUGUCCAUCACUGUCCUGGAUGUGAACGACAACAACCCCACCUUCACGGAGAAGGUCUAUCACCUCAGACUGAACGAGGACGCAGCUGUGGGCAGCAGUGUCCUGACCCUAACAGCAGUGGACAGGGACGUUAACAGCGUUGUGACUUACCAGAUCACCAGUGGCAACACCAGGAACCGUUUUGCCAUCACCAGUCAGAGUGGAGGGGGGCUGAUCACGCUGGCCUUGCCCCUGGAUUACAAGCAGGAAAGGCAGUAUGUGCUGACAGUCACUGCCUCUGAUGGCACUCGCUUUGACACCGUCCAGGUCUUCAUCAAUGUCACAGAUGCCAACACACACCGCCCAGUCUUCCAGAGCUCCCACUACACAGUGAGUGUCAGUGAGGACAAGCCCAUCGGCACGUCUAUUGUCACCAUCAGUGCCACUGAUGAAGACACGGGAGAGAAUGCGAGAAUCACUUACAUUUUGGAUGAUAACAUCCCCCAGUUCCGCAUUGACCCUGACACAGGCACCAUCACCACCCUGAUGGAACUGGACUACGAGGACCAGGCUUCCUACACAUUGGCCAUUACGGCCCAUGACAAUGGCAUCCCUCAGAAAUCAGACACCACAUAUGUUGAGAUCCUCAUCCUGGAUGCCAAUGACAAUGCGCCCCGCUUCCUGCGUGACCGCUACCAGGGCUCGGUUUUCGAGGAUGUGCCGCUCUCCACUAGCGUCCUGCAGCUAUCUGCCACUGACCGCGACUCAGGCCUCAAUGGCCGUCUCCUCUACACGUUCCAAGGCGGUGACGAUGGAGAUGGAGACUUCUACAUCGAACCCACUUCUGGAGUGAUACGCACACUGCGCAAGCUGGACCGCGAGAACGUUGCUGUCUACAGCCUGCGGGCCUUUGCAGUGGACAGGGGCAGCCCACCGCUGAAAGCCUCUGUGGAUAUCCAAGUGACUGUGCUGGACAUCAAUGACAACCCCCCAGUCUUUGAGAAGGAUGAAUUUGACAUCUUUGUGGAGGAGAACAGCCCUGUGGGCUCUAUUGUGGCACGGAUCAGUGCAGCUGACCCUGACGAGGGGACCAACGCACAGAUCAUGUACCAGAUUGUAGAGGGGAACAUCCCCGAGGUCUUCCAACUAGACUUGCUCAACGGAGACCUCACUGCCCUCAUGGACCUGGAUUACGAGAGCCGGACAGAGUAUGUGAUCGUGGUGCAGGCCACUUCGGCCCCUCUUGUGAGUCGGGCAACAGUGCACAUCCGCCUCCUGGACCAGAACGAUAACCCACCUGUGCUGCAGGACUUCCAGAUCCUCUUCAAUAACUAUGUGACCAACAAGUCUAACAGCUUCCCCUCCGGCGUGAUAGGCAAGAUCCCGGCUCAUGACCCCGAUGUGUCGGACAGCCUGGCCUACACCUUUGUGCAAGGCAAUGAAUUAAACUUGCUUCUUUUGGACUCUGCCACUGGGGAACUCAAACUGAGUCGCGAUCUGGACAACAACAGACCCCUGGAAGCCCUCAUGAAAGUGUCGGUCUCAGAUGGUGUCCACAGUGUCACGGCAGUCUGCACCCUGCGUGUCACCAUCAUCACGGACGACAUGCUCACCAACAGUAUCACGGUGCGGCUGGAGAACAUGUCCCAGGAGAGGUUCCUUUCUCCCCUCCUGUCCCUGUUCGUGGAGGGGGUCGCGACAGUGCUCUCCACUGCCAAGGACGGCAUCUUCGUUUUCAACAUCCAAAAUGACACGGACGUCAGCUCCAACAUCCUGAACGUGACCUUUUCAGCUUUGCUCCCCGGUGGCAUUCGAAACAAGUUCUUCCCCUCCGAGGACCUGCAGGAGCAGAUCUACCUCAAUAGGACCCUGCUGACCAUGAUUUCCACACAGAGGGUGCUGCCCUUCGAUGACAACAUCUGUUUGCGCGAGCCCUGUGAGAACUACAUGAAGUGUGUCUCCGUCCUGAAGUUCGACAGCUCAGCGCCAUUCAUCAGCUCCAACACUGUCCUGUUCCGCCCCAUCCACCCCAUCAAUGGGCUGCGGUGCCGAUGUCCCCCAGGCUUCACGGGUGACUACUGCGAGACAGAGAUUGACCUCUGCUAUUCCAACCCCUGUGGGAGCAACGGACUGUGCCGGAGCCGAGAAGGGGGCUACACUUGUGAAUGCUACGAGGACUACACUGGAGAGUACUGUGAGGUGAAUGCACGCUCCGGACGCUGUGCUCCAGGGGUGUGUAAGAACGGAGGAACCUGCGUGAACCUGCUGAUUGGGGGCUUCAAGUGCGAGUGUCCCCCGGGCGAAUACGAGCGGCCGUACUGCGAGAUGACCACCAGGAGCUUCCCACCACAGUCCUUCAUCACCUUCAAGGGGCUGCGGCAGCGCUUCCACUUCACCGUCUCCCUCAUGUUUGCAACCAGGGAGAGGAACGCUCUCCUCCUCUACAACGGGCGUUUUAACGAGAAGCACGACUUCAUUGCCUUGGAGAUCAUUGAGGAGCAGAUCCAGCUCACGUUCUCUGCAGGGGAGACAACCACUACGGUGGCACCAUUCAUUCCAGGAGGGGUCAGUGAUGGGCAGUGGCACUCGGUUCAGGUGCAGUACUACAAUAAGCCCAACAUUGGGCGAUUAGGAAUUCCUCAUGGGCCUUCAGGAGAGAAGGUGGCUGUGGUGACUGUGGAUGACUGUGACACAGCAGUGGCUGUGCGCUUCGGGAGCCUCAUUGGAAACUACACCUGUGCUGCCCAGGGGACUCAGACCGGCUCAAAGAAAUCUUUGGACCUAACUGGCCCUCUCCUCCUUGGUGGUGUCCCAAACUUGCCUGAAGAUUUCCCGGUGCACAACAGACAGUUUAUCGGCUGCAUGAGGAACCUCUCUAUCGACAGCAAGCCAAUCGACAUGGCUAGUUUCAUCGCCAAUAAUGGCACCCUGCCAGGCUGUGCAGCACAGAGGAACUACUGCGAAACCAGCUGGUGCCAGAAUGGAGGCACGUGCGUCAACAAGUGGAACACUUACAUCUGCGAGUGCCCCGUACGCUAUGGAGGGAAAAACUGUGAGCAAGCAAUGCCUUCUCCUCAGCGUUUCAGUGGUGAAAGCAUUAUCAUUUGGAGUGACCUUGACAUUACCAUCUCUGUGCCAUGGUACAUUGGGCUGAUGUUCAGAACCCGGAAAGUCAAUGGCAUGUUAAUGCAAGCCAAUGCUGGGGCUGCAUCCAAGAUCAACAUUCAGAUACUGAACAACUACGUGCAGUUUGAAGUAUACAGUGGCCUGAGCCAGGUUGCUAGUUUGAAGAUGAGCCAGUCACGAGUCAGUGAUGGGGAAUGGCAUCAUUUAUUAAUAGAGCUGAAGAGUGCUAAAGAUGGUAAAGACAUCAAGUACCUCGCUGUCAUGUCCUUGGACUAUGGGAUGUACCAGAGCACUGUGCAAAUUGGAAAUCAACUCCCUGGACUGAAAAUGAAAAGCAUCAUUGUGGGCGGUGGAGUAAGAAUGGGAGAGACAUCUACAAAUAUAGCUACACUCAACAUGAAACAGGCUAUCAAGAUCAACGUGAAGGAGGGUUGCGAAGUGGAUAACCCCUGUGAUUCCAACCCGUGUCCCCAGCACAGCUACUGCAGUGAUGACUGGGACAGCUACUCCUGUGUCUGCGACCCAGGGUACUUUGGGAGAGACUGUGUUGAUGUAUGUAACUUGAACCCAUGUGAGCAUGUCUCCACGUGCGUGCACAAACCUAGCUCAUCCCACGGCUACACCUGCGAAUGUGGACAAAGCUACUAUGGACAGUACUGUGAGAGCAAGAUUGACCUGCCUUGUCCCAGAGGCUGGUGGGGAAAUCCCAUCUGUGGUCCAUGUAAUUGUGAGACUAGCAAAGGGUUUGAUUCUGAUUGCAAUAAGACCAAUGGAGAAUGCCACUGUAAGGCAAAUUACUACAGGCCCCAGAGCAGUGACACCUGCUACCCCUGCGACUGCUUCCCAUCUGGCUCCCACACGCGCGCCUGCGAUAUGGAGACGGGACAGUGCCCUUGCAAACCUGGUGUCAUCGGGCGGCAGUGCAACCGCUGCGACAACCCAUUUGCUGAAGUUACUGUGAAGGGCUGUGAAGUAAUUUAUAAUGGCUGUCCCAAAGCUUUCGAGGCUGGUAUUUGGUGGCCACAGACCAAGUUUGGACAGCCAGCUGCUGUGCCAUGUCCUAAGGGAUCAGUGGGAAAUGCGGUUCGCCAUUGUAACAUUGAAAAGGGCUGGCUGCCUCCUGAGCUUUUCAACUGCACCACCAACACUUUUGUGGAUCUAAAAAUCAUGAAUGAGAAGUUACACCACAAUGAGACGAAAUUGGAUGGAGACAAAACCAUACGGAUUGUGAGAGUGCUGCAGAAUGCCACAAAAUACACACAGAGUUUGUAUGGCAACGAUGUGAGGACAGCGUACCAGAUGAUGAUCCGAGUACUCCAGUAUGAGAGCCAGCAGCAAGGGUUUGACUUGGCAGCCACAAGGGACGUGGAAUUCAAUGAAAAUAUUAUCAAAGUGGGUAGUGCUUUACUGGACCCCAGCAAUAAGGAGCACUGGGAGCAAAUUCAGCGAACGGAGGGUGGCACUGCUCACUUGCUCAGGCACUAUGAGGAAUAUUUCAACAAUGUGGCCCAGAACAUGAAGAAAACCUACAUGAGACCUUUUGUCAUUGUUGCCGCUAACAUGAUUAUUGCUGUUGACAUCUUUGACAAGUCUAAUUUCACGGGAGCUAGAAUACCACGAUUUCAUGAGAUUAAAGAAGAUUAUCCAAAAGAUCUGGAGUCAUCUGUUGUCUUCCCUGAUACUUUGUUCAGACCUUCAGACAGGAAAGCAGUGCCUACAAUGAAGCCUUCAAAUCAAAAAUUAUCCUCUAAGGUGAACACUGAUGCACUAAGCUCUGAGAGUGCUUUUGCAAAGAGAAAGAAGCGACACCCAGAUGACUCAACACAUCAUACUGUUGCCAUGGUCAUUAUAUACCGAUCCCUGGGACACCUCCUGCCUGAAAACUACGAUCCUGACCGAAGGAGCUUGAGAUUGCCAAAUCGCCCUAUAAUUAACACACCUGUAGUGAGCACAGCCAUUCACAGUGAUGGGGACCUUCCUCCCAACCUGGUGGAAAAGCCCAUCAUAGUGGAGUAUGCCAUGCUGGAAACAGAGGAGAGAACGAAGCCCGUCUGUGUCUUCUGGAAUCACUCCAUCAUGAUUGGCGGGACAGUUGCCUGGUCCUCCAGAUGAUGUGAGCUGUUUUCCAGAAACCAGAGCCAUAUCGCUUGCCAGUGCAACCAUAUAACCAGCUUUGCCGUCCUGAUGGACAUUUCAAAACGAGAGAACGGGGAGGUGCUUCCUCUGAAGAUUGUCACUUACACAACCGUAUCCAUCUCGCUGGUGGCUUUGCUGAUCACCUUCAUACUGCUGGUCCUGAUCCGCACGCUACGAUCCAACUUGCAUAGUAUCCACAAAAACCUGGUGGCCGCCCUUUUCUUCUCUGAGCUCGUCUUUCUUAUUGGAAUCAACCAGACUGAAAACCCGUUUGUGUGUACCGUGAUUGCCAUCCUCCUGCAUUAUUUCUACAUGAGCACCUUUGCAUGGAUGUUCGUGGAGCAGCUCCACAUCUACCGGAUGCUGACUGAAGUGAGGAACAUCAACUUUGGGCACAUGCGAUAUGAACACACGGUCUCUUGGGGAGAUGGCAGCAUCAUUUCUGGACUUGCUGUUGGUCUGGAUCCACAAGGCUAUGGGAACCCUGAUUUCUGCUGGUUGUCUGUUCAUGACACCCUUAUCUGGAGUUUUGCUGGGCCCAUCGUAAUCGUUGUAGUUAUAAACACUGUCAUCUUUAUACUGGCAAUGAAAGCAUCGUGCAGACGAAGGCAACGUUCAUUUGAAAAAACUGGAGUUGUCUCUGUGCUGCGUACGGCGUUCCUGCUCUUGCUGCUCAUCAGUGCCACGUGGCUGCUGGGGCUGAUGGCGGUGAACAGCGAUGUCAUGACGUUUCACUAUCUCUUUGCCAUUUUCAGCUGCCUGCAGGGGCUGUUCAUUUUCUUCUUCCACUGCGUAUUUAACAAAGAAGUCAGGAAGCACUUGAAGAACACUUUAACUGGAAAAAAACCUCUUCCGGAUGAUUCCACUGCAACAAGAGCUACAUUAUUAACUCGAUCUCUGAACUGUAACAACACAUAUAUAGAAGAGCCAAAUAUGUAUCGCACAACUAUUGGGGAAUCCACUGUCUCCCUAGAAAGCACCGUCAGGGAUGAGGCUGCUCAUAAGCUCAGUGGAUCCUCAAGUCAAGCAAGGGCUGGUCAGACUGAAGCAGAUUCCUCCAUUUUUCAUAGGAAUCCAUCAAAAUCCAAUGAGCACGAUUCAGACUCCGACAGCGAACUGUCCCUUGAUGAACACAGCAGCUCUUACGCCUCCUCCCAUUCAUCGGACAGCGAGGAAGAUGGGCUCGAGCCGGAGAAAAAGUGGAACACAUCCACUUCCAAAAAUAAUGAACGUGGCCCACUCCACAGCACACCCAAAGUUGAUACCCUUCCCAAUCAUGUGAAACCCUAUUGGCCCACAGAGUACGUAAUGGCCAGCGACAGUGAGGACCCCAGCGGGAAGCAGAAACUCAAAGUCGAGACCAAGGUCAACGUAGAGCUUCACAGGGAAAACCAGGUGAACCACAGCAACGAAGCACCCCAGGACAAGGAAAACGAAGGGCAGCAGAAGGAGAACAGACCUCUGUCCUACCAGAAUAACCAGCAGCCGGAGCAGAGGAAAGGCAUCUUAAAAAAUAAAGUCACCUACCCUCCUCCACUGGUGGACAAGAAUAUGAAGAAUCGACUGCGGGAAAAGCUAUCAGAUUACAAUCAGACCACGAUCUCAUCCAGGACUACUUCCCUGGGGACAAAUGAUGGGGUCCGCUCUCCCUCAGACUCGGGGGUGACAGUAAAAAAUGCUCGGAGAGAGCAGUCUCGAGACCAGCUCAAUGGCAUGGCCAUGAACCUCCAUGUGGGAACAGGACAUGCUGACACCUCAGACUCAGAAGGCAGUAACGAAACUUCGAUUUGAACCAUCAGGAAACUGUGA